AUAAUUUUAGCAAUUUAUUCAGCCUGUUUCGUAAUUUAAUUAAAUUAAUGUUCAGCCUGUUUCGUAAUUUAAUUAUAUUAAUGUUGUAAAUUAGUGUUAAAUCGUAAAGGAGGUAAUGACAUGGUUAAGAGGUUAAAUUGUCUAAGAGGUUAUCUCUGUGUUGGUUGGUUUAGUAGGUACGGUCUGCGUGCGGUAUAGUGUUCUGUGGCGGUGUGCGGGGUCACCUUCAGGCGAGUUUUGUAAUCGUAACUGAUUUAGUUCGAACCGCGCUCACGCUCUACUGUCUUGUUAUCAUUAGAGUCUAAUUACGAGCAGGUUUGAAUUUACGACAUUCAGUAUGAGCGGUGAACCUCAAGCAAAGCGAACAAAAAUGAGUGCUCUGGACCAGCUGAAACAGUAUUCCACGGUGGUGGCGGACACCGGCGAUUUUGAAGCUAUGAAAGCAUACAAGCCAACUGAUGCCACCACCAAUCCCAGCCUUAUUCUAUCAGCGGCGGGCAUGGAGCAGUAUCAACAUCUGUUGGACAAAGCCAUCAAGUAUGGCAAAGAUAAUGGCAGUACAGUGGAAGAGCAAAUGGCAGAGACAUUGGACAUGCUGAGUGUUCUAUUUGGUUGUGAAAUUCUCAAAAUUAUCCCAGGAAGAGUUUCUUGCGAAGUUGAUGCCAGAUUAUCUUUCGACAAGGAGGCAAGCAUAGCUAAGGCUACUAAACUGAUAAACUUGUUUGCGGAACAUGGAAUAAAAAAAGAGAGAAUUCUCAUCAAACUGGCUUCAACUUGGGAGGGAAUCCAGGCUGCAAAAGAACUGGAAAAAAAACAUGGUAUCCACUGUAAUUUGACUCUACUGUUUUCCUUAUACCAAGCAAUUGCGUGCGCUGAAGCCAACGUAACGCUCAUUUCGCCGUUUGUGGGAAGAAUUUUGGACUGGUACGUAGAACACACCAAAAAAACUUACGAAGGCAAAGACGACCCGGGCGUGCUGUCAGUAACCCGAGUGUACAACUACUACAAGAAAUUCGGAUACAAGACGCAAGUUAUGGGCGCAUCAUUCCGUAACACGGGCGAGAUUCGCGAACUGGCUGGGUGUGACUUACUCACUAUAAGCCCUAAAUUACUCGAUGAAUUGUCGAAGAGUGACCAAGCUCUGAACAAGGUCCUCGACUCCAAAGUAGCAGCACAAAGUGACAUCGAAAAAAUUACUCUAACCGAGGCUCAAUUCCGCUGGCAUAUGAACGAAGACCAAAUGGCGACCGACAAACUCUCCGACGGUAUUCGCAAAUUCGCUGCUGACACCAGAAAGCUGGAGUCUCUUAUCAAGACCCUACUAGCUAAAAAGUGAAUGUAGCUUUACUGGUUUAUGUACUAGCAGUUAUAAAUCGAAAACAUUCUCCUUAUUCGCAUAAGAAUAUUUUUUUUUGUAAUUUCACUUUACGUUGUAAAUAUUAGCCUGACUUAUGAUAGUUUUCUGGGUUUCCAAUAUACACAGUGUUUUUUUAUGAGUCAGUAUGGGGAAAUCCAAAACCAUACAAUAUAAUAAAGGAAACUGUCUUAGGCACCAUUAAGUCUUUUUUUGUGAAAACAAUUCAUAGUCAAAAUACUAUGUAUACACCCCUAUUAGUGGUUUACUAAGUAUGUAGCAUAUAUGAUAUGUUGCUAAUGGGGAACGAUUUUAAUAAUACGUAGGGACUGCUAGUGCAUAAUAGUAUGCCGGAGAAAAUAUUCCUGGCAAAAAUACUUCUAAGGCAACAGUGAAACUGUUAUUUUUGUAUUAAAGUAUAAGGUGAUUUUUUAUAUGAAAUAUGUCGUACGAAUGGGCAUACCAAAAUAAAUCUGUUAUUGUGGAAACAUACAGUAAUCGUAUUUUGCCUACUGUAAUAAACAUGAGAACUGUAAACUCGUCUGUUUUUAUACAACUUAUAAAGUUUAAGAAAAGUUAUACAUUAUAAAUACAUUAUUGUUAUAAACUAUAACUUAUAGUUUAUAGGGAUUCUGAAAUGAUUACCUAAUCGAUUGUGCCUCACAAAUUCCCUGUACCUUUCUGUGGUUAGCUCAAGUAUAGUAGAUAUUUUCUACGACUUAUUCUGCUACAUAUUUCUACUUUACUAAAUCAAUUUAAACUUAUUUGAGAGUACAAAAGAUAAGAAAAUUAUUUAUGGGAUCACACAAAUUUUUACAUUCCAUAUUUUGAUUUUGAUAUUAAUAUUAUACAGUAAGGUGUGUGAUUUUGAUAUUAAAUAAAAAAAGGUUCUCAUUUUUU
Hyposmocoma kahamanoa is the source of this 2254-nucleotide messenger RNA. It is a transcript of the gene Taldo, whose product is annotated as probable transaldolase. NCBI's taxonomy places the organism in Eukaryota, Metazoa, Arthropoda, Insecta, Lepidoptera, Cosmopterigidae. The record is from RefSeq and is a predicted model, not a curated record. The transcript has 7 exons. Gene Ontology annotation, biological process: pentose-phosphate shunt, non-oxidative branch; carbohydrate metabolic process; pentose-phosphate shunt. Gene Ontology annotation, molecular function: transaldolase activity. Gene Ontology annotation, cellular component: intracellular anatomical structure; cytoplasm. Bases 338 to 1336 code for a protein of 332 amino acids.